Messenger RNA from Acanthaster planci (crown-of-thorns starfish), 2663 nucleotides. RefSeq names its product kelch domain-containing protein 10-like. Gene Ontology annotation, molecular function: protein binding. Gene Ontology annotation, biological process: positive regulation of stress-activated MAPK cascade. The record is from RefSeq and is a predicted model, not a curated record. Lineage: Eukaryota; Metazoa; Echinodermata; Asteroidea; Valvatida; Acanthasteridae.
AAAAGCGCUGAGAAAAUCAAGAUGGCAGCGCCCACGGACGAGAUUGAAGUGGGAAAGUUUGUUCACAUUAAUACAAGAUUUGACUCUGCCAAUGAAACAAAAGUUGUAGAGCCAUAUCCCAGAAGUGGGCAUUGCUGUGCGACAGAUGGCAUCAAUCUGUAUGUGUUUGGAGGAUACCAUCCUGCAUAUUGCAUGACAGAAACAGAGCCAGAGUACCGUGAAGUGACCAAAAAGAAUGAAGUAUUCAAAGACAUGUGGUGUUUCAAUCUUGCUCGAGAAACCUGGUGUGAAGUGAACACAGUUGGCGCUGUACCACACGAGACAGCAUCAAUGUCAAUGUUGCUUAGUGGUCACACAUUGCUACUGUUUGGAGGGACAUGUUACCCCUGGGGUCACACUAGUAAUGCAGACAUGGUGUCUUUCAAGUUGAAGGAUAAAACAUGGUCAACAUUAGCAUGUAAAGGUCAGCAUCCUCCAGGAAAAUAUGGACAGGCCAUGUCACUUGUGUACGACCGCCUUUAUCUCUUUGGAGGCUGCCGUCGACUCUCAGAAGAGGAUUUCUUGUUUGAUGCUGACCUCCAUUGUCUUAACCUUAAAAACCUGACCUGGUCACUGGUGUCGGACAUGGAUGCUCAGAGUGACAGUGAUGCCCCUUUUAGGGUCAUGUACAGGCACAGCCUUGCGUGGCACGAGAACAAAAUGUACCUGAUUGGCAACAGUUGGAGAGAGCUGUACUCAUCUGAGUACCAUGACCAGAUUCAUGUGUACAAUUUGGAAACCAACACGUGGGAAAAGGAGCCAACGUUGCCGUGCCUGCAUAAUGGUCACCCACAGCGAAGGCAAUAUCAUAGCUGUAUGCAAUGGAAAAAUGAGGUUUACAUGUGUGGAGGUCACAACAACGUAACUAUCUUUGGAGACAUCUGGAAGCUUGAUCUUCCAAGCUUACAGUGGACUCGCUUAUCAACUGAGAUGCCUGUCCCCACAUUCUUUCAUUCAGCUGCAAUAACAUCAACCAAGUGUUUGUAUAUUUUCGGGGGCGUGACUUGUCUGCGAGAUCGUGAUCGGACCAACAACAUCUUCAGAAUAUGGUUGGACAUCCCACCUCUCACAGACAUCGCCUUGAGGAAAGUUUUGUCCCUCUUGCCUAAUCGAAGUCAGGAUAGCAUCAAUAGAUUAUGGGACUUGGGUGUACCACAAACUAUCAUGGAUCUAGGCACGGAGCCUCAUCCAAGAAGUGGUCAUUGCUGUGCAACAGAUGGUUACAAUCUCAUCGUGUAUGGUGGAUACCAUCCUGAAUAUCACAGAGCUGAACCAGGUCAUGGAGAAGUCAUCAUAGAAAAUCAAGUUUUCACUGAAAUGUGGUGCUUUAACUUUGCCACGGAGACCUGGCAUGAAGUGGAGACAGAAGGGGAUGAACCAACUGCCACUACAGGCAUGUCAAUGAUAUACAUCCAUCGCCCUGAAAGACUGUUGUUGCAUGGAGGAUCUGGCCAUCCUUGGGGACAAAACACCAAUGGAGACCUGAUUGUCUUUGAACUGCUUCAGAAGAGAUGGACAUCAUUGAGGUGCAUAGGUGAUUGCCCUGCUCCAAAGUAUGGACAGGCAAUUAUUGUUAGACAGGGCCAUCUGUACUGCUAUGGAGGCUGUCGUUGGCUCCCAGACACAGAAAAUUUCUUGUUCAAUUCAGAGCUUCAUCACCUAGACCUGGAGAGCAAGGAAUGGUCGAUGCUGUCUAAUGAACCAGAAAAUGCAUCACGUGUCAUGUACAAGCAUGGCUUGGCUCUGUAUGAGGAGAAACUGUACAUCGUGGGAAGUAGUUACAGGGAUUUGUACUCAUUAACUCAUCAAGAAAAGAUCCAUGUGUAUGAUUUGCGCACGAGAGAGUGGAGGAGUGAAGAAACGCUGCGUUGUCCCAAUCACGGAUUUCCGAGGCAGAGAAAAUAUCAUGGCUGGGUGCAGUGGAACAAUGAGAUCUACAUAUGUGGUGGCCACAACAACAGAGUUGUGUUAAGAGAUGUGUGGAAGCUAGAGUUACCUAGCUUACAGUGGACUCGUUUGCCCACAGACAUGCCAAUCACAACAUAUUUCCACUCAGCUGCUAUAACACCUACCAAAUGCCUAUACACAUUUGGAGGGAUUAAUGAUCUAGAGGAUCGUCCUCGGACCAAUGCUGUCUUCAGAAUCUGGCUGGCUAUUCCGCCUCUUCUGGACCUUGCCCUGAAAAAGGUUCUGUCUCUCCUACCGAACAGAAACCCUGAAACUAUCACAAGACUUCAUCAAGACCUGGGCAUUCCUGCAAAUGUGAUGGACAAAUUGAGACAUGUUGAAUGACUCGGCUGGGAGCUUGCGUGCAUGCUAGAGUGCUCAGUGUUUCACCUUGACUGUCACUCUGUCUUGAAUUAUGCACUUCACCUGUUGUCAUUUAUGACCAAUCAUAGUAGAACUAGAUGUUUUGCUUUCAAAUGAUGCAUUUUGUAUACUCAUUUGCUUUCAAACAUACAUUAUUCAGUAGAUUGCGAGUAGCUUUGGGGGGUUUUGUUACUACAGUAAUGCCUCAUCCAAUUGUUUCCUGGCUGAUAUAUACGAUCAUUCGAUCGAAUAUUCGAUCGAGAAUCGAAUUUUUCAAUAUUAUUUUCCAAAUUUGAAUAUUCGAAUGCAAAAUU